Porites evermanni is the source of this 318-nucleotide messenger RNA. The record is from the annotation of a GenBank genome assembly. NCBI's taxonomy places the organism in Eukaryota, Metazoa, Cnidaria, Anthozoa, Scleractinia, Poritidae.
CAGAGAGUAUUUAAGACAAGUUCUCCAGUGGAUUUCUAUCCUAAUACGACGGAAAUGGAACUUAAUUGUACCUUUAAGGGAUUGCCUCAUCCUCGUGGUGCUUGGUACAAUCCAGAUAGUAAACUAAUCAUCAACGGAUCUGAAAGCUUUUAUCUCUACGAGCAGCUGUUUGGAGAGGACACCUUAUCUUCUGUUCUUCGAAAUCCUAAUAUCCAAGAAAAACACGCAGGGGCUUAUAAAUGCACAGGAAUGAACAACAUUACUGGAUGGUCGAGGGAAAACACUGGGAUAAUUGAAAUGCGUUAUCGUUGUAAGUGA